GUCUUUAUUUCUCUUAAUCUACAACUUUCUGUCAAUCGAACUAUCGGAAGAACAUAAACGUCUAGAGAAGUCGAGGAAUUCGUUUGCGUCUAACUAAAGAAAUGGCCUAUUAGGUUCUUUUGCAUUUCUUUGAGUCUAUAAAGCAUUGUCGUCGUCGGUCACCGAGUGCAGUAACCCGCGAGCUUUGCUUUGAAAAACCUAAGAAUUAUUUUAUCUCCACGAAUUUUGUUUUUAAAAUAAUUAAUACCUUCGCGUCGAAAAAUUGAUCAUCAAAGUCAUGAACGCGAUAAAGAAACGCUUGCAAAUGCUGAAGAUCGAGAAGGAUCUGGCGAUGGACAAGGCCGAUCUAUGCGAUCAGCAAGCAAAGGAGGCGAAUCGACGAGAAGAAAAGCUGAGGGAUGAGGUUCGGGAACUUGGAAAGAAAUUGGUGCAGAUGGAACGCGACUUGGAAUUGAGCAAAGCCCAAUUGGAAAAGUCGAAUAGAGACCUCGAGCAAAAAGAAAGGGUCUAUAUUGUGACGCAAUCCGAGUUGGCAGUUUUGAACAGAAAGAUGCAGCAAUGCUUGCAGAAUUUGGAGAAAUCAGAAGAACGUCGUUUAACGGCGCAAGCUAAACUGGCGCAAGCGAUGGAAACCGCGGAGGAUGCGAAACGUAUCUGCAAAGUUUUGGAGAAUAGAAGCAAACAGGACGAGGAGAGAAUGGAUCAAUUGAUGACCCAGCUGAAAGAGGCGAGGCUAAUUGCUGAAGACGCUGAUACAAAGUCGGACGAGAUCUCGAGGAAAUUGGCUUUUGUGGAGGAUGAAUUGGAAGCGGCCGAAGAGAGAGUAAAAUCGAGCGAGGCAAAAAUAAUGGAACGAGAGGACGAGUUAUUCAUUGUUGGUAACAUAUUGAAAUCUUUGGAAGUAUCCGAGGAAAAGGCUAAUCAAAGGGUAGAGGAAUUUAAAACACAGUUGAAGGACUUGAAAGUGAAACUGAAAACUGCUGAAAAAAGAGCCAUCAUUGCGGAAAAAAUGGUGAAAAUGUUCUCGAAAGAAUUGGAUGCGAGAGAAGACUUUCUAUUUAGAGAGAAAGAGAAAUACAAAUAUAUCUGCGACGAUAUGGACUCCACGUUCGCUGAACUCACCGGAUAUUAAUCGAACUUUUAAUCAAUAUCAAACCUUUCUGCUUUCUUUUUCUACGUCAGUGUUUCUAUUAAAAAUUAUACCCA
This is a messenger RNA of Apis florea (little honeybee), 1206 nucleotides long. RefSeq lists its product as uncharacterized. The record is from RefSeq and is a predicted model, not a curated record. Lineage: Eukaryota; Metazoa; Arthropoda; Insecta; Hymenoptera; Apidae.